AGUACAUUUAGGAUACUUCACCGCUCAUAAAAGCACAUUUUCUAUACAGAAAUAAAUAAAUAAUAUGAAAUAUACUGGUAUGAAAUUGAAAUUGUUUGAUAAGUAUUAUUAUAUCUAAUUAUUUAUAAUUAUAAUGGACAAUAUAUCUAUGUAACAUUGAUAAAUAUGAGUGCUAAGCCAUUGAGAAAUAGUAAAGGUGUAAAUAAACCCUUUCGAUCUCCAUUUAGUACCCCUCAAAAUAAUAAUAAAAAAGAUAACAUAAGUGCACCAGAAACAAGUACAUGUAGAACACCAUUAAAAGUAUCUGUAGCAAAAAGACUGCUUUUUCAACAAUCUCCUUCUCCCAAAAAAUUAUAUUUAGACACAGAAAAUUGUAACAAGGAGAUUGACGUUGAAGUAAAAGAAAAAUUAUAUCAAACUGAUUUAGAAUCAUUGAGGAAGAGCAUACAGGAAAAGGAAGAAAUUAUUAAAAUUUUGAAAACUGAGUUGUCAUAUAAAAAAAAGAACAAAGCAGAAAAUUUAGAAGAUGCUAUAAAAAAGUGGACAGAAUGUUGUCAAAGUGCUCUUAUAGACCAUCAAAAAAAUUUACAAGGAGAAGGCGGUCAAAUAGUAAAAAUGUCUGAAAUUUUGUCUUCAUUUAACAUUAAUCCUGAUAUAGUUCAUUUCUCUAUUAAUGAUGAUACAUUUUAUUAAUUAAAUAUUAAAAAAGAAAUAUCUUAUAAUAAUUUGUAUUGUAACUAUUUUAUUGUUAUAUUUUUAUAAUACAUAUGUACAUAUCUUAAAUAAAAAUGGAUCAGUUGAAAUGUGAA
Molecule: messenger RNA, 809 nt
Organism: Bombus pascuorum
Lineage: Eukaryota; Metazoa; Arthropoda; Insecta; Hymenoptera; Apidae
Product: swi5-dependent recombination DNA repair protein 1 homolog
Exons: 4
Coding region: 166-693 (175 amino acids)
Biological process (GO): positive regulation of DNA-templated transcription; double-strand break repair via homologous recombination
Cellular component (GO): Swi5-Sfr1 complex
Source: RefSeq, a predicted model, not a curated record